Neodiprion virginianus is the source of this 5899-nucleotide messenger RNA. RefSeq names its product toll-like receptor 7 (gene Toll-7). NCBI's taxonomy places the organism in Eukaryota, Metazoa, Arthropoda, Insecta, Hymenoptera, Diprionidae. The coding region runs from base 527 to 4501 and encodes 1324 amino acids. Gene Ontology annotation, molecular function: protein binding. The transcript has a single exon. The record is from RefSeq and is a predicted model, not a curated record. Gene Ontology annotation, cellular component: plasma membrane. Gene Ontology annotation, biological process: signal transduction.
UCUGCCGGCUGCCGCCUGAAACUCGGCCCUCUAAUACCUCGACGAGUUUCAGUCGCGUUCAGUCAGUGUUGAGCGCGCGGCGAGCGCGAAUGGAUCGUCUUAUUCGCCGUCGCUCUAAGUUACGAACUUUGUGUAGCGAAGACUCGGUCAAAGUCUUGACGAACAGUUCGAAACGGGUUCGGACGGUCGCGAUAUCGACGCGAAGUGAUAAUUGAACAAGGGAUAAGGAAAAAACGAAGAAGAAGGGGGACGAGAACCCCCGAGUUCCGUUGAAGUAACAGUAAAGAUUACAAUCAGUGAAAGUGUAACGAAAGUUCGUCGGCACGGUGUGCUCGAUAGCUACGUGCCAACCAACCCCUACGAGACAUGGGCAGUUUUGUUUUAUCGUGACGCACAGUGUGCCAGCCAGCGGUAAAAAUACCAAACCGUUUGAUUUUUGUUCCGUUUUUCUUCGGUUCAAGUUUAUUUCCAUUCGUUCAUACCCCCCGCCCCUUGUCUCGCCGUUCCGUCGGAAAAUCUUCACACGAUGCUCACAGUGCUGUGUUCGCCCUCGUGGAAGUGGAGUGCUAGUGUGGUGGUUAUCUGUUUCGUACUGUCCUCCGGGGUGCGGGGCACCUGCCACUGGGCCCCGGAAGGAAACGACACGCGAUCCGCCGUCUGCGCGCUUCUCAAGCUCAACUCGUCGGCAAUCGGCACCCUUCUGCCCGCCCUCGACGGCGCUCUCAAGCUCAGGCUGACCUGCAGCAACGUUCACCACUUCGAGAGUCUGAUAUCAACCGAGAGCUGGCACCGUCUGAGCGGUCUUCACGAGCUCCACGUCGACGGGUGCAAGCUGCUGCGGCUGCCGGCCUCUGCGUUCCAACCCCUCGCCGAGCUCAAGCGGCUCACGCUCCAGACGUUGAACACGGAGUGGGGCGCCGGUCGUACCCUCGAGCUCGUCCCCGGCGCCCUUGCCGGCCUCCGGGAGCUGCAGACCCUCGAGAUCAUAUACAGCAACCUGCGAGUCCUGCCGCCGAAUGUUUUGUGCGAGCUCGGGAAUCUCCAGGUCCUGAACCUCACGGGAAAUCACCUACGGGAGAUCAGCGAAGUCGGCCUCGCCGACAGCCGGGCUAAUCGUGCCAAAUGCCACGCGGAUAUUCGGGCCCUGGAUUUGUCUCACAACGAGAUCCGAAGCCUCCCGGAAGAGAGUCCGUUGUCCGGUUUGCGCCAACUGCAGGAGCUCCACCUCCAGCACAAUUCCAUCGGUGAAAUCGCCAGCGAUGCGCUCACCGGACUCACCAGCCUUCGCCUCUUCAACGUCAGCUACAACGGCCUAGGCUCGUUGCCCGAGGCCCUCUUCGCCAGCACCUGCGACCUCCGGGAGGUGCAUCUGCAGCACAACGAGCUCCGCGAUCUUCCCCGGGGAACGUUCACCAGACUCGAGCAGCUGCUGGUACUGAAUUUAGCCGGGAACACGCUCGGGAGCGAUCGGGUGGACGAGACUACCUUUCUGGGCUUGAUUCGUCUGAUAGUCCUCGAUUUGUCCCACAACGCUCUAACUCGCAUCGACGCCCGCAUGUUCAAGGAUCUCUUCUUCCUCCAGAUCCUUGAUCUCCGGAACAACUCGAUCGGGCAUAUCGAGAGCAACGCCUUUCUGCCUCUCUACAAUCUGCACACCUUGGAGCUUUCCGAAAAUCGGCUCCACUCGAUCGGACCUCAGCUAUUCAACGGACUGUUUGUUCUGAGCCGGUUGACUCUUUCCGGAAACAUGAUCGUCUCCGUUGAUCCGAUGGCCUUUCGGAACUGUUCCGACCUUAAGGAGCUCGAUCUCAGCGGAAACGCGCUCAGCACAGUUCCGGAGGCGCUCCGCGAUCUUGCGUUCCUGAAGACCCUCGACCUCGGCGAGAAUCAAAUCAGCGAAUUUCGCAACGGAUCCUUCCGGAAUCUGCACCAGCUCACCGGGCUCCGUUUGAUCAGCAACAACAUCGGGAACCUGACGCGCGGCAUGCUUUGGGACCUGCCGAAUCUGCAGAUAUUGAAUCUCGCCAGAAACAAAGUGCAGCACGUCGAGCUCGACGCGUUCGAACGAAACACGAGACUCGAGGCGAUUCGGCUCGACGGAAAUUUUCUAUCGGACAUAAACGGCGUGUUCACAAGCAUCGCCAGUCUCCUGCUUCUCAAUCUGUCGGAGAAUCACAUCGAGUGGUUCGACUACGCGUUCAUACCCAACAAUCUCAAGUGGCUCGACGUUCACGGGAAUUUCAUCGAAAGUCUGGGAAAUUAUUACGGUAUAAGUGAUCUAAAAGUGAGGACACUCGACGCCAGUCACAACCGGAUUACCGAGCUUUCACCAAUCGCGAUACCGGACAGUGUUGAACUCUUGUUCAUAAACAAUAACUACAUCAGCCUUGUGCGGCCGAACACCUUUACCGGCAAAGUGAAUCUCACCCGCGUCGACAUGUACGCGAACAUGAUCGAGACCAUGGAACUUACGGCUCUACGUCUGACUCCGGUUCCCGCCGGAAAGUCCCUCCCCGAAUUUUACAUCGGCGGAAAUCCGUUCAACUGUAACUGCUCGAUGGACUGGCUUCCGGUGAUAAACAACAUGACCGCGCUUCGUCAGCAUCCGCGAGUCAUGGACCUGGACAACGCGAUGUGCCGUGUAUCCGGGCCGCGAGGCACGGCGAUCGUUCCCGCCAUCGAGGCGAGACCCGAGCAAUUUUUGUGCCGUUACGAAGCUCACUGUUUCGCCCUCUGCCAUUGCUGCGACUUCGACGCCUGCGACUGCGAGAUGACUUGUCCGUCGGACUGCAAGUGCUACCACGACCAGACCUGGAACACCAACGUCGUCGACUGCUCGGGUCUGGGCGCUCCGGAAAUUCCCCGGCGAAUUCCCAUGGACGCGACGGAGGUUUACCUCGAUGGCAACGAUCUGCGGGAGCUCCAAAACCACGUGUUCAUCGGGAGGAAGAACAUGCGAGUUCUGUACGUGAACGGUAGCGGGAUAGAGUCGAUCCAGAAUCGGACGUUCAACGGACUGAACAACCUCCAGACGCUUCAUCUCGAGGACAACAGGAUACACGACCUGAAGGGAUUCGAGUUCGAGCACUUGUCGCACCUGCGAGAGCUCUACCUGCACAACAACCUGAUCGGAUUCGUGAGCAACGUUACCCUGGUCCCGCUGAGAUCCCUCGAGAUACUGCGACUCGACGGUAACAGGCUCGUCACGUUUCCCAUCUGGCAGCUGACCCUGAACGUUCGUCUGACCGAGCUGUCUCUCGGGAGCAACCCGUGGUCCUGCAGAUGCAAGUUUCUCCAGGAGCUUACCACCUGGGUGUCGGAGAACGCGCACAAGGUCGUUGACUCGACGGACGUGUGGUGCGACAACAACGAAACCCGGCCCGCCUAUCGACGUCGCCUCGACGUGAACGAGACCGCCUGUUCGGACUACUUUGCCCAGGGUGGUGUCAUUGAGAGUAUAAUGGUCUCCGACUACCUUCCCAUGGUCGCGGCCACCCUCUCGGCGGUCCUCCUCCUCCUCGUGGUCACCGUCCUAGCCUUCAUAUUCCGAGAACCGGUGCGAACGUGGGCUUACUCGCGUUACGGUGUCCGGUUGUGGGCAAAGGCUGCGCCGCCCGACGACCGGGAGCGACUUUACGACGGGUACCUUUGCUACAGUCCGAAGGACGAGGACUUCGUCCUGCGAUCGCUGGUCGCCGAGCUCGAACACGGUGCCGGGGCCGGAAGCGGCGGUCUGAGGCUCUGCCUCCAUCACCGGGAUCUUCCCUGCCUGAGAGCCGCGGCUCCCGUCGUCCUGGAAGCGGCCGAGGCCUCGAGAAGGGUGCUGAUCGUCCUGACGCGAAAUUUCCUACAGACGGAAUGGUCGCGGUUCGAGUUCCGCGCGGCGGUACACGAGGCGCUUCGCGGUCGACCCGGGCAGCUGGUCGUCGUACAGGCAGGGCCGGUCGCCCCGGAGGCGGAGUCCGACCCGGAGCUGAGGCCGUACCUGAGGACGGCGGUGAGGCUGCGCUGGGGUGAGAAAAGGUUCUGGGAAAGGCUCAGGUUCGCGAUGCCCGCGGGCGAUGCGCUACGUCGCAAACCCUCGUCCCUCUACAGACGCAACGUGAAUACUUACACCCUCGAGGGCCGCCCCGAGAAGGGCACGCCGACGCUCCGGGUCCACGGACACAUCGCCGGUCACCAUCACCCCCUCUUCAAGGAUUCACCGGAGCUCCUCCAGGCGCCCCCGGCGUAUUCGAGCACGGCCACGCUCCAGAGCCACAAUAACGGGAGGCUGGAGAUCGCCGGCAGGGAAACGCCCGGAAGCACCGCCACUCCGAGUCCCAGACUGACGGUGAACCACGCGUACCAGGAAACCGGCCUCGAGGGCGCCGGGAACGCGGGCAGGCGGCCCCUGUCCGAGCACAUUUACUCCUCCAUAGACUCGGACUAUUCGACGCUCGAGAGAAACGCGUGGCGGCAGCAACAACCCCCGCCCCCCGGACAAGCCUAUCUUGUGUAGUUCGUUUUUCGCCAUUAUAUUAUGAUCCUUACCCGCCCGCAAAACCCGCCUGCCUGACGCUCGAGUUUGUUAUAACCAUCGUAAUCGUAAUAUUCGUAAUAUCCGUAAUAACGAUAAUAUUAUUAAUAAUGAUUAAAAACAAUAACAAUAACGAUAAUAAUGCUAAUAAUAUUCGUAAGCAUAAUGAUAUUAUUAUUAAUUAAAGAUAAUAAUAAUAAUAAUAACAAUAAUAAUAAUAAUAACAAUAACAAUAAUGACGCUAAUAAUAACUGUAUCAAUAACGUUGAAAUUAAUAUCGAUAAUUCAUCAUUGUCACUGUAAUACUUACGUACACAAUUAAUCUAUGUAUAUAUCAUUAUGCAUAUAAUAAUAGGUGCUCCCCUAUUGCUGUGACUGCUGCAGUGCUGCAUUUUGUAAAACUACCACACUGGCCUACCUCGCCAAUGACUGAUUAUUAAUUAAUUAAUUAAUCAAUUAAAAUACCUAAUUUUAUGCUUGAUAAAUGAAAUGGUUACGUGAUUGCCUAUAUAUAAUACGCUCGUGACAAGGCUGUAAAUAUUUACUUAUCUAUAUAUAUAUAUAUAUAUAUAUAUAUAUAUAUAUAUAUAUAUAUAUGUGUAUAUAUGAUUGUACGUAUGUAUACGCACACAAAUACGUAUAUGUAUAUAAUAAGUGUAUCUAUAUGCAUAUAUAGACGUAUACACGAAGUAUAAGAAAUGUGUAUAAAUCGAAUUAAAAGUUAGCGUCAAGUGUGGAGCAGAUGACGCGAGGCGCGUAAAAGCCCUGCGCGUAGUCUUAGGGUCCUCUGAAUUUAGGUAGGAAAUUUUUUGUAAUUUUAUAUGAUUGAGAGCGAAGCCUGUUGUACGAUAUGUAAAUAUGUAUUAUCGCCUCGUGUAAGAUAUACUCACCGUAAAGUUAAUAAAUAAAACAUACCUAUCAUUAUAUAUUAUAUAUAUAAUAAAUAUAUAUGUAUAUAUAUAUACAUAUAUAUAUAAUAAAUAUAUAUGUGUGUAUAUAUAUAUGUAUAUUGUAUAUCGACUAUACUAUGAUUAUUUAAAUUGUGUGAAUAAAUUUAUAACUUAUGUUAACAUUUGAAUUGAAAUCGAAACGGUAAUGUCAACUUAUUAUUAUCCGUGCUUACUUAUACACAAUAUAUAUCGUGAAAAAUCUCUCGACGAUCACCGUAAGCGAUCAAUGAAUUUAUUAUAUUAUUUUAAGUCGAAUUAUUUAUUUGCCGUUAUAAUCAGCCAAAGCAGGGCGACAAUUUUUAUUUUUUUUGUACAUUUUUUUCGCUGUAAUGAAAACCUGCGGUACUACGGUCUUCGUUGAUUUACUCAAACUUGAUAAAGUUAAGUUUUUACUUCGUUUCUGACAAUAAAUUCAAUCUUGUCAAUUUAA